Messenger RNA from Sipha flava (yellow sugarcane aphid), 1496 nucleotides. RefSeq names its product sushi, von Willebrand factor type A, EGF and pentraxin domain-containing protein 1-like. Bases 10 to 1374 code for a protein of 454 amino acids. The record is from RefSeq and is a predicted model, not a curated record. The transcript is spliced from 11 exons. Lineage: Eukaryota; Metazoa; Arthropoda; Insecta; Hemiptera; Aphididae.
GUAUCAUGCAUGCCAGUCAUAUGUGAUAUAUACUCAUGUAGGCACUCGUUGUUUGGUUUUGGAUUUUCAUUCACGUGUUACGACCUCGCACAGUGGUUCAGUACAAGCAUGGAGUUUACUGGAGUCGUCGUCGAAUUCAUAAUACUCACCAACACAGUCAUAACAUUUGUGAUUUCCGAAUCAUUGGAUUGUACACCCCGAUCACAACCGGACAACGGGCAGGUGAUUUUUACGUCGUCGAAAAAUUGGAGAAGGGCCGUGGAAGUGUACCAAUGUGAUGCUGGGUACGUUCUCACAGGUCAAACAAAGCACACGUGUAUCGAAGGAGAAUGGUCCGGUUACGUACCGUCUUGCACUUUGUAUACUGGUGUCAGUCACAGCAACAAUAUUAUCAGCUCGGCGGAAGGUUGGUUUUCGUUCAGACGUAUAUUAAAACUCGACGCUAAGCGAAAAAUGAAAAACAAUGGGAAACAGUUACAGAACAAUUCGAUAGACAUCGAAAAACCUCAGCAGACUUCAGCAGACCACACAUUUCAAUUGCCGAAGCACAUGAUCAGAGAUUCGGUUAAAGAAUACUCGGAAGAAGACUAUGAUUUAAGCUGUUUGUUCAGAAAGCGACACGGGCAAAAGUUUUUAAGAGCACCGAAAAUAAUGUACGCACACGUGUUCAAGUACUCAAAGAAAAAAAAUCCCGCUCGUCCGAAUAAUAAUUAUUUACAAGCGAUUUACCGUUGCAAUAAAGGAAACAUCUUCGAAAAUCCUUCGCAAAACCGGCUCUAUUGCAGUAACGGGCAUUGGGUCGGCGUAAAACCAUCAUGCAUACCCAAAACGACACCGAUGACCAUGUAUCAAAUGGAAUGUUACAUCAAGUGUCCACCAGACAAGAAUGUGAGCUUAACCGAAGGCGCGAAAUCUGUGAGUUUUGAAGUGGAACAGCCGACGACGAAUUACGAUUGGGACAGGUUCGGUUCGCUGAGCUCUGGCUGGAGAAAGAACUCGUCGAGACUAUUAGUACCAGGUUUUUACGUAAUCACCUACACAGUUAGAGAUCAAGAAGACGUGGAUAUUGCUUCAUGCAGGACAAACGUACGGGUGACGGACGAUGAAAUACCCACGGUUUACGAUUGCCCUUUGUACUUCGAAGUGGUUGAAGAUUUUACCAAGACCGAGACGGUGCCCGUGUCAUGGCCCGAGCCUCGUUUCUUUGACAACGUUGCAGUGACACAAGUAAUCAAAACGAUGGAACCUGGUCGAUUGUUGGGUCCUGGAAAAUACAACGUUGUAUAUAAAGCAAUGGAUGCGGCGAGAAACGAGGCUUCGUGUGAUUUUACUAUCGAAGUAAAAGAUCGAGCAACAAUUAAUCAGUUGACCUGAGAAACAAAUGAAACAUUAAAUUAAGUCUUGAAAAAUAUGAUACAUGUAUUGUGUGUAUAUUGUGGUCAGACAAUAGCUUAAUUAAACUAUAACUUUUAAUUUUAAGGAUUUUUACAAGAUAU